AGCUCAGGAUAAAGCAGCAGUUCAGCUCAGUGAGCUGGAGGAAGAGAUGGAACAACGGAUACAGGCUGCAGAGCAUAAGGUUAAAAAGGAAGAGAAGCGAAAAGCUGAAGAAGCACUAAAUGAGCUGAAGCGCCAGUAUGAUACUGAAGUUGGGGAUCUUCAGGUGACAAUAAAAAAACUUAAAAAGCUGGAGGAGCAAUCCAAAAAUGUAAAUCACAGGGAAGAUGUGGUUGAAUUGAAAAAAAGAAUACAUGAUAUGUUGCUGGAAAAUCAGAAACUUAAGAAAGAUCUUUUAGAAGCGCAGACAAAUAUAGCUUUUCUACAGAGUGAAUUAGAUAGCUUGAAAAGCGAGUAUGCAGAUCAGACUUUGAACACUGAGAGAGACCUAGAAAUGAUCCGGGAGUAUACUGAAGACAGAGAUAAUCUGGAAAGGCAAAUUGAAAUACUUCAAUCAGCUAAUAGGAAGCUACAUGACAGCAAUGAUGGUUUAAGAAGUGCACUUGAAAACAGCUUCAGCAAGUACAACAGAUCAUUGCGGUUAGCAAACACCUCACCAGGAAGUACCAUUUCUAGAAGCAGUCCUAAAUUUAAUGGUGGACAGUCUCCUCUAAACCCACGGUAUGACAGAUCAUCUCAUUCUUCUUGUGUGGAUGAAGAUUAUGAUUCUUUAGCCCUUUGUGAUCCUAUGCAAAGGAUAAACUGUGAAGUUGACAGCUUGCCUGAGAGCUGUUUUGACAGUGGUUUGUCUACCCUGAGAGAUUCAAAUGAGUAUGAUUCAGAAGUGGAAUACAGGCAUCAAAGGAUUUUUCAAAGGUCACAGUGUAUGCAAGACAGCUUCGGUGGUGAUGCUUCUGAUACAGAUGUUCCAGAGAUCAGGGAUGAAGAAGCAUACAGUCCUGAUAACAGCAGUACAGUAUUAGACUGGAAGCCCUCACGACCAGUAAGUCGAAGCAGCUCAGUUGCUUCAGCAAGGAAGUACAUAUCCGCUCUCACCCCUCAGUCAGAUGCAACCGAAUGUACUCCGAAAUACCCCAGUUCAGAGAAGGCUUACAAGAUUGUUCUUGCUGGAGAUGCGGCAGUGGGAAAAUCCAGUUUCCUUACGAGACUUUGCAAGAAUGAAUUUCGAGGCAAUACCAGUGCAACCCUGGGUGUGGAUUUUCAAAUGAAAAGACUAAUUGUUGAUGGAGAACCUACAGUGCUACAACUGUGGGACACAGCUGGGCAGGAGAGAUUCCGAAGUAUUGCUAAAUCAUACUUCAGAAGAGCAGAUGGUGUCUUACUGUUAUAUGACGUAACGUGUGAAAAAAGCUUUCUUAAUGUGCGAGAAUGGGUGGAUAUGAUCGAAGAUGCAACUCAUGAGAAUAUUCCAAUUAUGAUGGUGGGAAACAAAGCAGAUCUCCGUCAAGCUGUUACAGAACAAGGGCAAAAAUGUGUGCCUAUAAACUAUGGAGAAAAACUGGCUAUGACUUACAAUGCGCUAUUCUGUGAAACAAGUGCUAAAGACGGAUCUAAUAUUGUAGAAGCAGUUCUUCAUCUUGCUCGCGAAGUGCGAAAACGAAGUGAUAAUCAAGAUGAUAGGAGGUCAGUAACCAGCCUGGCUGGGACACCUGUCAAAAAAUCGGCACUCAUGAAAAACUGUUGCAAUGUUUAA
Molecule: messenger RNA, 1651 nt
Organism: Pelecanus crispus (Dalmatian pelican)
Lineage: Eukaryota; Metazoa; Chordata; Aves; Pelecaniformes; Pelecanidae
Source: RefSeq, a predicted model, not a curated record